AUGCCCGCAUUCUACUCCAGCAUUAUCAUUUGGGGCCUAGGCCUUGCAUCUUUGAGCGCGGCCGCUCCACUGGAACAUACUGUUCCAACAUCCAAGGUCUCGACACAGGACAAGCUUCAAAUGAAUCCCGCUUGCGACCUUUUUUAUGAGGUUCAAAUUGGUGACACCUGCUGGGACAUAAUCACCCAAAGCAAGAAUACUUUCACCAUUAAUCAACUUCUUUGCUGGAACCCCAAUAUCAACCAGCACUGCACGAACCUCAUUCCCGGCCGAAAUAUCUGUGUGGGGGUUGCCUACCCUACUACAUGCUAG
Messenger RNA from Penicillium manginii, 312 nucleotides. RefSeq names its product LysM peptidoglycan-binding domain-containing protein. The coding region runs from base 1 to 312 and encodes 103 amino acids. The transcript has 2 exons. The record is from RefSeq and is a predicted model, not a curated record. NCBI's taxonomy places the organism in Eukaryota, Fungi, Ascomycota, Eurotiomycetes, Eurotiales, Aspergillaceae.